Mycena citricolor is the source of this 3615-nucleotide messenger RNA. The record is from the annotation of a GenBank genome assembly. Lineage: Eukaryota; Fungi; Basidiomycota; Agaricomycetes; Agaricales; Mycenaceae.
CCCAAGAAGAUGGGGGUCUCAUAGAGGAAGGACUUGUGAUAGACCAGGACAAGGCAUCAUACUAGAUGCUCAGGUCGGACCUUCUUCGAGAGGCGGCAGCGUCCAGAUAGGAUUAUAGAUCUGGCUGGAAACAUCCUGAGUCCGUCUCAUUGACAUCCAAAUCAACGGGGCCUACGGGUUCGACUUUUCGGUUUACGAUGGAGACGACGAGGCAUACCGAGAGGGCAUGAAAUUGGUUGCAGAGAAGAUCGUCGAGACUGGGGUCACUUCACUGGUCCCAACCCUGAUACUCAAGAGAAGUCUCUGUAUCCCAAGAUACUGACUCUGCUGCGCCCAUAUUCUACGCGAUCAUCGGCCACGCUUCUGGGAUGGCACGCCGAGGGACCCUUCAUUGAUAUGGCCUAAACGGGGUGCCCACGCACCUCCGUUUCUGCUCUCUGCCCCUGAGGGCUUUCGAUCAUUCGAAAGUGCCUACGGAUCCGAGAAUCUUUUGGAUAAAGAAGACUGGCUCAUGGACAAUGAAGACCAGUGCGGUGUCCGCAUAUCACUGCGGCACCCGAGAUAUCAGGUGUAAUGGAUGCAGUGGAGGAACUGACUAAGAGAGGGAUCAUCUUCUCAAUGGGUCACAGUGUCGCGUCUUCUGAAAUUGCCACUGCGGCUGUGAUGCAAGGAGCGCGGCUCAUCACACAUCUUUCAAUGCCAUGCCUCAACUUCACCACCGAGACCCUUCCAUCAUCGGGCUGCUCGGUGCAUCGCCGCACCUUUCCUCGCUCAAUACCGACUUCGCCCCUCCAUCGAGUCCUACCGCGACUUCUGCGCUGUCUGGUGUGACGUCCGAAGCAUUCGAUUACAAGCCGUCGACCGAAAGGGCCCCCACGACCUGAAUUGCACCUUGAGAAAGGCCGAGUGGCCGCCAUGGCCUUCGAACGGCCGUUCUAUGACAUGAUCGUCGACGGAAUUCACUCGCAUCCCAACUCUGUCCGACUGGCUUAUACAGCAUAUCCCGCUGGCUGCAUCCUGAUCACGGACGCCAUGAAAAUCCUUGACCCCAACCUGCGAGAUGGGAUCCACGAGUGGCGAGAUGGCAAGCGAUGCCUUGGCAUUGACAACAAGAAGGGAACUUUGCGAGCGGCGCUGAUGCCGACCUCACUGUGUUUGAUCGGCAAGGUAAUGUUGUCAGUACGUGGGUCAAAGGAAGACAGGUGUGGGCCAGGGCCCAGUAAUUAUUUCUAUCUAGAAUAUGAAAUGAAAGUUGUAUUUUGUGCAUACAGUCCCGAACGCGACUUGACUCGGGACAUGUCCUUGACAACAGUCAACCGUGUCGCACUGUCCGCGUCUGAGGACUCGGCGCUCGUCAAGGCACUCAUCGCGCUGAGCAAUGAUAGCAAGAAGAAGAGACUCGUCACCUCGUCCAAGUAUGCCGCACCAGCGGAUCCGUCCAUUGAAGUCACCAGCUGGAAGAUGAAUGAGUUCAAGUACUACGAAGUGCCAUCCCCGUUCCCGACGCUCGCACGCGGAAUCUUCACGACCGAAGACGGGAACGGAGUGCAUCGGAUUGUCGCGCGUGGAUACGACAAAUUCUUCAACGUGGGAGAAGUGGCUGGACUACUGUGCGUCCGCUCAAUUUCUUGCAACUGGACCCUUGCUGAUGAUACAGCUCAGAAACGAGCCUUGGAAGAUCACACCACCGGUCCAUAUACGUUAUCUCUCAAGAGCAACGGAUGUAUUAUUUUCAUCGCUGCGCUGACGCCGGAGAAAUUGCUCAUCACGUCGAAACAUUCCAUCGGACCAGCAACGGAUGGGAUGAAGGUCAGUCAUGCGGAUGCAGGAGAGAAGUGGCUGCGCAAAUAUCUCGAAGAAAAAGGGCGCACGGAAUCAGAUCUGGCGAAUGUGCUUUGGAUGAACAAUUGGACUGCGGUGGCAGAGCUCUGCGACGACUCUUUCGAGGAGCACGUGCUGGGAUAUCCACCUGAACUCACCGGCUUGCAUCUGCACGGCAUCAACGAAAGCACGAAGGCCUUCAAGACACUCCCGCACGAGCAGGUCGACGCGUUUGCCAAGGAAUGGGGAUUCAUCACGACAGCCUCCCUCCAGCUUCCAACUAUCGCAGCGGUUCGCGAGUUCACGGACGAAUGUGCCAAGACAGGGACAUGGAACGGCGUUCCCAUCGAAGGAUUCGUCGUCCGAACACAUGUAGGCGAACCCCCCGCUGGCUCUCAUCCACGCAACGGGCCACCGUACUCGGUUGGAUCGACGUUCUUCUUCAAGGUCAAAUUCGACGAGCCGUACAUGAUGUACCGGGACUGGCGCGAGCUCACCAAGCAGCUUCUCACGAUGCGGGGCGGGCCGAUGGGGAAGAAUCCCAUGGCUGUCGGAAAGCUGUCGAAGAACAAAAUACGCAGAGCAGAGACCAAGGCAUACGUCAACUGGGUCAUUGAGGAAAUCCAACGAAACCCUACUGCUUUCUUGGAGUACGGUAACAACAAGGGCAUCGUUGCCGUUCGAGAGCGAUUCUUGGGCAGCGCCGACGGACAUUCUGCCAGCCUUGAUGGUUCACUUCCACUUUCUACGGCCAAGAUUGAGUACGGCAAGACGAUCAUUCUUCCUGUGGCUAUUCCCGGCUGUGGUGCGUUUUACUUUUCAUUAUCGGGUGAUGACGGCUCCAAUGGCGCAAACAACCACUUGAAGAUGCACCGCGAGGCUCUGCGAACGACCGCCGCAUCGUUCCCUCAGCCAGUUCGCCUGCUAGCCCUGCACUGGGGACUCGAUGACUACCCACCAGCUGAGAUCCAUCGAAUCUGUGCCGAUCGUGUCCUGCAGCGGGGCGAAAACCAUCAAACUCUGCUCCCGGAUGCGAGUCAGGCCCAUGAACAAGUGUUGUGGAGCUUCAUCACCAAAUCUGAGCCUCUGGCAUCGGACGAGGUGGACGAAAUCGUGGAAAUGUCCGCUCACGAUGAUCUCGAGGCCUCUGUCAUCCGUGCUGUGAAAGGCUGCGUGCAGAUAUUGGGGCUCCCUGAGCCGACACCGACAAAGAUCCAGGGAGCACUGGACUAUGUCCGCAGAUACAAGCCGGCCAAAACGGGACAGGCUCCAACAAAAAUCAAAGGAAAGCCGCGGUACUUUGCUUUCCUCCCCGAGAUCGCUUUGGAGCCCUUGCUUGAGCCCUUGCUCGGAGGUAUCCCGUUCUGGCGUGCGGUGAAGUCUCGCGUGACGAAUCGUACACACGUGACUUUAAUCCACCAAAGUGCCCUGCCUGGCUUGCAGCGCUUUUGGAAUCAGUGCAAGUCUCUGCAUGAGCUGAGCACGACUCCGCCGACAUUCAAGCUGCAACUGGGCCAUGUGGUAUGGAAUGAUCGGAUCAUGGCCCUCACUGUAGAUGCCGUCGCUCUCGAGCAGGAAGGAGCUGGCGGACAGCAUGGUGCCGAAUUUGUGUCCCAGAUACCUGAAGAAGCACGGCAGCGCCUCCAUAUAACCGUCGCUACACGUGAUGGAAGUGUCGCCCCCGUGGAAGCCAAAACGAUGGUAGAGAACUGGAGACUGGACCACAGCACCGCUCAUUCUUUGCCACUGGGUGAUGUGACGGCAACAGGACGAGUCAAAGGACUCCAAGCAUGA